This is a messenger RNA of Nematolebias whitei (Rio pearlfish), 1056 nucleotides long. Its product is annotated as histo-blood group ABO system transferase-like. Bases 1 to 1056 code for a protein of 351 amino acids. Gene Ontology annotation, molecular function: hexosyltransferase activity. Gene Ontology annotation, biological process: carbohydrate metabolic process. The record is from RefSeq and is a predicted model, not a curated record. Gene Ontology annotation, cellular component: vesicle; membrane; Golgi apparatus. The transcript is spliced from 3 exons. NCBI's taxonomy places the organism in Eukaryota, Metazoa, Chordata, Actinopteri, Cyprinodontiformes, Rivulidae.
AUGGCACUUUUCCUGCUCUGCAGGACACCUACAGGUACAGUCAGAAUGACCAGGGUACAGCUCCUCCUGUGCUGCUUUCUCCUGUCUCUUAUCAUCUACUUCUUCAAUGGACAUAAAGUUUCUGUCAGUCUGAAGGCAGCUCCUCCAAUUAAUCGUGCUUCAAGAAUGGAAGAAGGAAAAAUACUGGAAGACAUGACGGUGAUCAAGGCAGCAAAAGCACAAAAUCCCAAUGAGACACCAUGGGGAGCUCCUAUAGUGUGGGGCGACAGCCAAAAGUCAGCGUUUCAAAGAAUCAAAUUCUCAGAACAAGGAGUCUCCGUUGGUCUGCUGAUCCUUGUGGUGGGAACUUACGCCCGGUUCGUCCGACCUUUCCUCUCCUCGGCUGAAAUCUAUUUUCUUCCAAAUCAAAUGGUCACAUAUUUUAUUCUCACUGACAAUCCUCGUACUCUGGAUCCAUCGUUUGAGCUGGGACCUGGGAGGCAGAUGAAAGUGCUCCUGGUUGCAGAACUGCCUGGGUGGGAAAGGUUGGCUUAUCGUCGGAUGGGGCUGUUCUCUGAUGCCAUCCAGGAUUUGAUUGGUAAAGAGGUCGAGUACAUCUUCUGCGCUGAUGUGGACCAGGAGUUUGUGGGCCCAGUGGGGGAGGAAAUCCUCGGAGACCUAGUGGCUACCUUGCACCCAGAAGUUUAUGGCAUGUCGCAGAACAUGUUUCCUUAUGAGGAUCAAGAAGUUUCAGCAGCUUGCAUAGAGGAGGAUGAAGGGGACUACUAUUACACCUCAGAGUUUUACGGCGGGUCGGCGCCUGAGAUGAGCAGACUCACUCGUGGCUGUGCUCUGCUUCUUCUUCAGGACCAGGCAAACAGAGUAACAGCCAGAGGCCUUGAGGAAAGCUACUUGAACCGCUACUUGGUUGACCACAGACCGACCUGCGUGUUGUCACCAGAGUACAGCUGGUGGGAUUCACCCCUGACUGUUUGUGUGCCUAAUAAAAGGCUUGUCUCUUUUGGAAGGCAAUGUGAGGUGUUUGACAUGGAGAAGAAAGAACAGCAGAAAUGUUGA